Molecule: messenger RNA, 5848 nt
Organism: Panicum hallii
Lineage: Eukaryota; Viridiplantae; Streptophyta; Magnoliopsida; Poales; Poaceae
Product: pentatricopeptide repeat-containing protein At3g18110, chloroplastic
Exons: 7
Coding region: 72-4394 (1440 amino acids)
Molecular function (GO): protein binding
Source: RefSeq, a predicted model, not a curated record
CAGCAAACGUUAUCGUCUCCACGGGGAAGGUGAAGCUUCGAGCCACAUUCCUCCAUGCUCGCCUGUCUCUGAUGGCCGUCGCCUCCCCACCAUUCCCCUUCCCCUCCUCUUCCUCCUCCUCGCGCCACCUCCGCCGUGCGGCCACUGCCACCGCCUCAGCGGCUUCACCUUCCUCCGACGACUUCGACUACCCCCUCGCCGACUCCACCGUCCGAUGGCCCCACCUCCGCUUCCCGCACCUGCCCGCGCCGCGCUUCCCCGCCACCGUCACCGCCGCGCCUCCGCCCCCCGCCAGGCCGCCCCAGGGGGAGGACGGCGACCCCGAAGAGGCCCCCGCCUCUGCCACCGCACUCGUCGAGCCGCUGGACGCGCGCGCCCACCGCGGGAGGGUGAAGAGGCUGAGCAAGCUCGCGCUGCGGCGGGCGCGGGACUGGCGCGCGCGCGUGGCGGGGCUCGCGGACGCCGUCCUGGCGCUGCCCCCCGGGGCGCCCGUCGACGACGUGCUGGACGGCGCGCGGGCCGCGCCCGACGAGGCCGCCCUCGUCGUGCGCACCGUCGGGGAGAGCUCCUGGCGCCGCGCGCUGGAUGUCUUCGAGUGGCUCGCGCGGAGCGGCGCUCCGGCUCCCCGCGCAGUCGCCGUUGUCAUCGGCGUCCUCGGACGCGCGCGCCAGGAUGCGAUCGCGGAGGAGCUCUUCCUUCGCUUCGCGGGCGAGGGCGCCACCGUUCAGGUGUUCAACGCCAUGAUGGGCGUUUACGCGCGCUCUGGCCGAUUCGAUGACGCACGGCAGCUGCUUGACACAAUGCACGACCGGGGGAUCGAACCUGACCUUGUGAGCUUCAACACUCUCAUCAAUGCCAGGGCCAAGUCCGGGUGUUUGGCUUCCGGUGUCGCCCUUGACCUCCUAUUUGAAGUCCGGCAAGCGGGGCUAAGGCCGGAUGUUAUCACUUAUAACACGCUCAUCAGUGCUUGCUCACAGAGUUCUAAUCUGGAAGAUGCUGUGACAGUGUUUGAGGAGAUGAUGGCUUCCGAGUGCCGGCCGGAUUUGUGGACUUACAAUGCAAUGGUGUCGGUGCAUGGCCGUUGUGGGAAGGCUGAGGAGGCCGAGCGGCUGUUUAGGGAGCUGGUGGAGAAGGGUUUUAUGCCUGAUGCAGUUACUUAUAAUUCUCUUCUCUAUGCUUUUGCAAAGGAUGGGGAUGUCGACAAGGUGGAGCGCACCUGUGAGGAUUUGGUUAAGGCUGGGUUCAAGAAGAACGAGAUAACUUAUAACACUAUGAUUCAUAUGUAUGGGAAGAUGGGCAGGCUUGAUUUAGCAGUUGGUCUGUAUGAGGAGAUGAGGUCUAUGGGCUGUAUUCCAGAUGCUGUGACGUACACUGUAUUGAUUGAUUCUUUGGGGAAGAUGGAUAGGAUUGCCGAGGCAGGUAAGAUGCUGGAGGAGAUGGCGGCUGCGGGAUUGAAGCCGACUUUAGUAACUUUCAGUGCUUUGAUUUGUGCAUACGCCAAAGGUGGGAGGCGCGCCGAGGCGGAAAAGACAUUUGAUUGCAUGGUCGCAUCAGGUGUCAAACCUGAUCGUUUAGCGUACUUGGUUAUGCUGGAUGUUUUUGCUAGGUCAGGUGAGACGAAAAAAUUGUUGGAUCUGUAUCGGACAAUGAUGAAGGAUAGUCAUAGACCAGAUGAUGGCCUGUACCAGGUCUUGCUUGCCGCACUUGCAAAAGAAGAUAAGUGCCAGGAGAUUGAAGAAGUUAUCCAAGACAUGGAACUACUUUGUCAAAUGAAUCCAGGAAUAAUAUCUACAAUACUCAUCAAGGCAAGGUGCAUUUCUCAGGGCGCUGAACUAUUAAAGAAGUCAUGUCUCCAAGGAUACGAGCCUGAUAUUAAGAGCUUACGGUCUAUUAUUGAUGCAUAUGUAAGGACAGAAAAACAUGAAGAAGGUCUCUCAUUGCUUGAAUGCAUCCAGGAACAUGUAUCCAGUUCCCAUGAUUUGAUGUCGGAAUUUUCCAUCAUGCUUCUAUGCAGAAAACAGACGAGCAUUGCUGCCUAUGAAGAGUACAAUAGAAUGCAAAUGUCAAAAUAUGAAUCUUUUGGUCGAAACUGUAACUUGUAUGAAUACUUGAUUACAUGCCUUGAGGAAGUUGAGUUAUUUUCUGAAGCUUGUCAAGUGUUCUGCGAUAUGCAGUUUAUGGGCAUAAACGCUUCUAAAAAUGUAUACGAGAGUAUGAUUUCCACCUACUGCAAACUGGGAUUCCCAGAAACAGCACAUCGGUUGAUGGAUGAUGCUUUGCAAUCUGGUAUUCCGCUAAAUGUUCUCUGUUCUAGAGUGCUUAUAAUUGAAGCAUAUGGGAAGAUAAAACUCUGGCAGCAAGCAGAAAUCUUGGUGAAAGGGCUGAGGCAAGCAUCAGGUAUUGAUAGAAGGAUUUGGAAUGCUUUGAUACAUGCAUAUGCAGAGAGUGGACUUUAUGAGCAAGCAAGGGCUGUGUUUGAUAAUAUGAUUAAAACAGGUCCUCUACCAACUGUUGAUUCUAUUAAUGGAAUGAUGAGGGCAUUGAUAGUUGAUGGCAGAUUGGAUGAGUUGUACGUGGUUGUGCAAGAGCUUCAAGAUAUGGACUUCAAGAUCAGCAAAAGUACGGUACUCCUUAUGCUUGAUGCUUUUGCAAAAAAUGGUGAUGUAUUCGAGGUAAUGAAAAUCUAUAAUGGAAUGAAAGCAGCAGGAUAUUUGCCAAAUAUGCACCUAUAUAGAAGUAUGAUUUCCUUGCUCUGCCAUCAUAAUCGAUUCAGGGACGUUGAGUUGAUGAUUACAGAGAUGGAGGAAGCAGGGUUCAAGCCAGAUGUUGCCAUACUUAAUGCUCUUCUUAUGAUGUAUACCGCCACUGGGAACUUUGAUAGGACUAUACAAGUAUAUCAAAGUAUUCUGGAAGCUGACUUAGAGCCGGAUGAGGACACAUACAAUACAUUGAUAGUAAUGUACUGUAGAAACUUGAGGCCAGAAGAAGGUUUUACAUUAUUGAAUGAAAUGGGUAAACGAGGUCUGACACCAAAGUUGCAAUCCUACAAAAGCUUGCUUGCUGCAUCUGCAAAAGCGGAAUUGAGGGAGCAAGCUGACCAGCUUUUUGAAGAAAUGAGAUCGAAGGGUUAUCAAUUAAACAGAUCUAUCUAUCACAUGAUGAUGAAAAUUUACAGGAACGCUGGCAACCACUCCAAAGCUGAGAACUUGCUAGCAGUAAUGAAAGAGGAUGGCAUUGAGCCAACCAUUGCCACUAUGCAUAUCCUCAUGACUUCUUAUGGGACUGCUGGGCACCCACGUGAAGCUGAGAAUGUACUGAAUAGUUUGAAAUCCUCCAAUUUGGAAGUCAGCACGCUACCAUACAGUACUGUCUUCGAUGCUUACCUGAAAAAUGGUGACUACGAGCUUGGUAUCACAAAACUACUGGAAAUGAAAAGAGAUGGUGUAGAACCAGAUCAUCAAGUUUGGACAUGCUUCAUUAGGGCUGCUAGUUUGUGCGAGCAAACUGAAGAUGCUAUACUUCUUCUAAGCUCUUUACAGGAUUGCGGAUUUGACCUCCCCAUCAGGCUCCUGACUGAAAGGACACCGUCAGUGUUAAGUGAGGUCGCUGAUUAUCUGGAAGAGCUCGUAGCAUUAGAAGAUUCUGCUGCUUUGAACUUUGUAAAUGCACUAGAAGAUCUGUUGUGGGCAUUUGAAUGUCGAGCAACUGCUUCAUGGAUUUUCCAAUUGGCAGUAAAGAGAAGCGUAUACCGCGAUAAUGUCUUUCGUGUGGCAGAAAAGGACUGGGGGGCGGACUUCCGGAAGCUUUCUGCUGGGGCUGCACUUGUCGGUCUUACAUUGUGGCUUGAUCACAUGCAAGAUGCUUCACUCCAGGGUUCACCUGAAUCACCCAAAUCUGUUGUACUGGUCACAGGGGAGGGGGAAUACAACAUGGUAUCCUUGCGUAAAACCAUUAGAGCCUACCUUUUGGAAAUGGGCUCCCCAUUCUUGCCAUGUAGAGCCCGAUCAGGUCGUUUUGUGGUAAAGGCCUACUCUCUUAAGAUGUGGUUGAAAGAUUCUCCUUUCUGCAUGGACCUGGAGUUGAAAGACAUUCCAGCUCUUCCUAAAUUAAACUCAAUGAAGCUGAUUGAUGGAUACUUCAUGAGAGCUGGCCUUGUAUCAGCAUUUAAAGAUAUACAUGAGCGACUUGGGGAAGUAUGGCCAAAGAAGUUUUCCAGAUUAGCUCUGUUGUCAGAAGAAAGUAGGGAUGAGGCUAUCAAUGCUGAUAUCCAAGGAAGGAAAGAAAAACUGCAGAGAAUGAAAAAGAAGGGUCUGGUGCCAGCAAGUAAAUCUAAAAGGAGACCACGAAGAGCGAAAUUUGUUAGGGAACAGGAAGAAAGCAUGAAAGCAGUAUAAACAUUGUUGGUGUCUAUGUUUGCUUCAUCAUGGAAUUUCCUUACGCGGCAUCUGGCAUCUACAUGAUAACUAGCUCAUAGUGAGAUGAACAAACUUUGGAUAUGCAUAAAGAAUAUUUCCCUAAUGAUGACAUCGUUGGGUGAAACCAAAUGCAAAGCAAUCAUGCUUCACAUGAUAUUGAGGAAUGUGAGAACACAUGGUUUGAUGGUUUAAUUACAAAAGCAAGCAGGGAAUCAGUUCUUACUUCUAAGGUGGAGCUUCUUUUCACGAUUAUUGUUGUUGUUGUAUCUGGUUUGGGACCUUCUAAUUACGGAAUUCUUUUCUUAAUAUUUGGCACCAUUAACUUUGUUGAUUUCUUUGUUUUAUGGUAACAUGCAUAGUUAGUUAUGAGCGAUGAGAGUCUGUUCCUAAAUGUCAGUAAAUAAGCUGAGAAAGUACAUUAACUUUUUACAAUCUAGGGUUUACAUCCAAAUCCUGAAACCAUCAUUUAUGCCAUUACUAAAGAGGGACUUAACAUUAUACACGUUCCUUCUGAGACAGAAACUUUGUACUGUUGUGACUUGAGCGAAACACUCUCUAAAUCACAGAAAAAAGUGUGUGAACUGGCUAGCCCAGUGCAAUAUUUUUUGCACCUCACACGAGUGGUAAACAUUUCAAUAUAUGCAAUUAGAGCUGCAGAUAUGACUUUUAAGUAUGGUGAGGAAAUGGAUUACCUUGAAGCUUUGUUGAACAUCCAUGUAUAAUCCACGUGAACCAAGAGCUAGGCCUUAUGUGGUACAUGUUGCAGUUUCCACUUGACUUUAUGUAAAGAUUAUCGCUAAUUAACAAAAUACUGCCUUCUCCAAUAUACUUUUGGCAAUCUGUUAUUUUCCCUCUCAUCCCUUUCUUUCAACAACUGUCAAAUGGACUGGAAGUAUACAAUUCACCACUGAAUUUGUGGGAUUCGAUCCUAGGUUUUUGUGUAGGGAUACAGAUGAAUAUUCAUCAAAAAGACUUGAUUUACAUUCUGAUAUGCAGCCAACGUCGUAAAAUCGCUCAAAAUGAGUGAUGGUUAUGCAUAGGAAGCUGAAUCUGAGGAGAAGUAUUCUGUAAGCAUAGCAGGCGCUCCUCUCGGGUUUGCAGUUGCAGUCGGUGCCACUUGCGGAAGAUGGUGCCGCUUGUGCUGAUUACAGUCAGAACUGAGAAGUUACGUUGCCAAGGAUUUGUACAGUUUUCGCAUCUUGGGUCGUCCAACGCGAAAAUGUUAGGUAGUGUUUGGUCGGAUGAAUAGAUUCUAUCCUGUAUGUGUUGUUCAAGUUGAUCGAAAGGUCCUGGAUGGUUUGAUUCAAAUUGUCUGUUUGGUAGCAUGGAUGAAAAGAUUCAGUUUUUUGUUUGCUUCAUUGGAUGGAAUAGUACAGGAUGGUACAAGAUUUUAUUUGGUUGAAUGAAUGGUUCUAGGUAUAGUCACCCCUGUA